AGACCGGAAACUAAACAGAACAGUGGAGUAGCGCGCGGCGGAAGAGGAAUUUAAUCUGAAAGUAAACAACAACAAACAAACAGCUGCAUGUAAACAAACAAACAGCUACAGGCUCAUGGACUCUCCACCUCAAACUCUCUCCUGGUUACCGUUGGUUAAAGCAUGGAGCACUCUGAUUGGAUGGAUUACUCACUGACUUCACUGCCUUCAGAUCUCCUGUCAGCAGCAGGAUGUCAGACUCCUCUGAUGAAGGUGACCAGGGGAAGGCGGGGUCCACCAGCAGGAAGUGGGUGGAGUCUCAGCCGGGUCCAUCCAGCAGGCAGGGUUACUGUGGAUACUGCAGAGUCCUGUACAGCGAUCUGGACCAGCACCUGUCCAGCCUCCGACACCUGGACGCUGUCCGGGCGUCCUCCAGAGGAAGCUCUGUCUCCUCCACCAGCAGCAGCAGAAGCAAACUGACCCUGCUGGAGCGCUUCCUGCAGGACGUCCUGCAGCACCACCCACAUCACUACAACGACCCCAGGCCGUCUCAUGCUGACCUCCCGUCAGUCGCCGCCCCUCCUUGUCUGAGGGCGGAACUUGAUGACGUCUCCUGCCAGCCAGCCAAUCAGAAGGAAGAAGGGGCAAGUCAGGAGAGGCUUUCUGCACCAAUCAGAGAGCAGGAGGAAGGAGGGACCGCCCCCAGGGGGCACAUACAUUCAUCACAUGCACAGACCCCGCCCCCUGUCCACAGGAAGGCCCACAGGAAGACAAACAGGAGAAAAUUUAGUGACUCCUUCACCUCCCUGCCGCCCCCCACAGAUUCCGCCCCCCCACCGCACACAGACCCCGCCCCUUGGCUGAGCUGGCCGCAGGAGAGGCGGGCUGGUCUUAAAGCAGAGGCGUUCUCGUCGGACCGCAGCCACUCUCUGGACCGGAUCAUCGAGGAGGUGAUUCAGAUGUGUUGUCACGGGGACAGAUCCACGGACAGCUUUCACCUCAGCCUCCCCGUCUCAGUGGAAACACAAAGUGACGACUGGGACUCACCUGUGCAGCGAGGAUUCUGCGACACACCGGUCCAGGUGAGCCCAGCCGACCUGAGCCACCUGACGGAUGUUCAGGUGCACCUGGAGCACCAACUGUACUCCGCCCAGCUUGACUCUGCCCUCCACAGCGAGCGGCCAGCAGGGGGAGGGGUCAGACGGGAUGAGGGCUUCCAGACUUUGCCUAUAGAGGAGGUGCUGCCAGCACCAGAGCAUAUCCCAGAAUCCUUCAGGGGAAAGAGCUGGACCCAGAUCGAGCAGGAGGACGAGGAGAAGGUGGAGAAGCUGGUCCGGCAGUUCAGACAGGGGAGAUUCAUCUGCUAUUUCGACUCUGAGUCUCUGGCCAGGUACGGUAGGAAGAGCCAAAUCCAGAAGGGGCUUGUUAAAAACAAGGAAGUGGAGUCUGACACCGGCGUCCUGCCCUUAUUGGACAGUGAUGACGAUGACUCGGCGUACGUCAGGAGAAGGAGACGGGGCUUCAGAGUGGCGUCCAGGUGUCAGGUGAGCACAGACAAGUUUCAGUAUCUGCAUAAAGUUAAAUGUCUUCGUCACCUGUGUUUGUUCCUUCAGGUGGUCAAAGUCAGUCACAGCACUCAGACGGUCCGAUUGGUUAUUCCAGCUGUGCGUCAACCAGCUUCUGAGGCCCCGCCCACCAGUGUCCCUGCAGCCAAUCAGGCGGCAGUAGAGCAGACUCCCGUGGCGCCGACGUGGCGCUGCCUCCCUCCAUCGUACUCAAAUAUCGUCACGCCGCUACAGCAGCGCACCUCUCUGGUCUAUCUGCUCUGCUCGCCCUCAGGCUCCGCCUACACACCUGCACCAGGCUCCGCCCACAAACGCUGCAGAAAGAAGAGGCGUCCGUUAGACCCACAGGGGUUAAAGGUCAAAUACAAACAACUUCCUUUCCGGUUCUACAACCCGAGCAGCAACCGUAUCCUGAAGAACCCCCCUAAAGGCUUCCUGUGGCAACGAGGCUCCGUCCCCUCCAUCCCGCCCCCACCGUGUGUCCGUCAGCUGUUCAGAAGUCUGAGUCCAGACCUGAACACCGACAGGCCGGCGAUGGAGGGGGCCACAGGCUCCUCCAGGGUUAAAGAUCAGAGGUCACCUGACCCACCCUUCAGCCACGCCAACAGCAUGCUCAGCAGGGAUUCAGUCAGGAGGCGGGGAAGGACGUCUGAAGCUCCGCCUUCUCCGCCUCACACCAGGUCAGAGCGGGUGAGGGGGGGGAGGACACGCCCCCCACCCUCCAAGAGGAGAACCAGGUCUCAGGCGACGCCCCCCCAUUCUAGGAGAGAAGGCCUGCGUCGGGCAGGCCCCGACAGGAAGAUCCCCGGAUCCACGGGCCAGCCUCACCCUCCCUCACCCCGCCGGGGGAGGUCGCAGAAGGGGCGGAGCUGCGAGAGGGGGCGCAGGUAACAGGACGCCUCUUUUAUAAACAGAGACAAAAACUUCCCACAAAAUGACCUUUUGUAGAUCAAAUUUCUUUAUUCUCUUUAUGAGUUUAUAUAUAAUAUAAUUAAUAUAAUUAUUAAUUGUUUACAGAUGGUCAUUUCUGUAAAUGAUCCUUAAACAAUGUUUUGAUCUUUAAUUUGGUUUAUAAACAAGGCGGCUGGACUUUAUAUGAACUUUGGAAGUUUGAUGUAAUUUUUUUGUUUGUGUGCAAAAUAAAAUGUAAUAUUUCUUUUUUUUAUGAAAUCAUGGAAAUUAAAUGUAACUUUUAAUUAUAAAUUAUUUAAAUUAAAAUAUAAAACAACAUGUGCACACACAAAAUAAAACUUUUAUUGAAUUAUUUUAUUAUAAUGUUGGCAGCUGUAACACUAAACAUACCUUUUCUUUAGGUGUUGGAUAUUUUAUACCUUUAAUGUUUAUUUAAAUAUGAGUCAAUCCUAAUAAACAUCUUUUAUAACCUCAGCGUGUCUUCAGUUCUCAUGCCGUCCACCAGGCGGAGUAUCGAGUCUCCCACCUGCUCUGCAGCCGGCAGCAGCUCCGCCCACUUCCUCUCACCUGCACAGAUUGACAACAUUUGAAUAAUCAUGUUAUCAAAAGAAGUCUGAGUUUUAUCUCCGUACAUUUACUAUUUCAAGCUGACAGAAUAUUCAAGUUAGUUUUUUGUAAAUUUGUGAUUUUUCCCACUUUAAUCGUAAAUAAUUCCUUGUAUAUCUGUUUCUUUUCUUUUUAAUUUAACGUUUGACGUUAGUUUUAGAAAAUAUUCAUGAUCUAUAUUUAUAUCCCUCAUUAAUAAUAGUUUAUUAGGUUACAGUACAUCAUCACCUGUCUGUUUCACUCUCCACCUAUCUGUCUCCAUCUCAGUCUUCAGUCUGUCCACAGUCUCCUGCAGCAGCUGCUCUGGACUAGGUGUCCCACAAUCCUCCUCUUCACAUAGACAGGUGUCCUCUUCCUGUGGUCCCGCCUCCUGCGCUCCAUCCUGUUGUCCCAUUGGACGACAGAGAAGCCAGUCUCCUGCUGACUCUUCGUCACAGUGGCUGUCGUGUGACGUGUGA
Molecule: messenger RNA, 3520 nt
Organism: Cottoperca gobio
Lineage: Eukaryota; Metazoa; Chordata; Actinopteri; Perciformes; Bovichtidae
Gene: zdbf2
Product: zinc finger, DBF-type containing 2
Exons: 10
Coding region: 231-2435 (734 amino acids)
Biological process (GO): genomic imprinting
Molecular function (GO): zinc ion binding; nucleic acid binding
Source: RefSeq, a predicted model, not a curated record